Gongylonema pulchrum is the source of this 627-nucleotide messenger RNA. Lineage: Eukaryota; Metazoa; Nematoda; Chromadorea; Rhabditida; Gongylonematidae. The record is from the annotation of a GenBank genome assembly.
CCACCAAAUCUGACUUUAAGUAGCGACGAAUGGGUUGGCGCAUGGUGGCUUGGUUUUAUCAUUUGCGGCUUUCUGUAUCUGGCUGGGGCAGUUCCGCUUCUCUUUUUCCCCAAAUCAUUGCAGAAGCAACAACAGCACGGAACACACCAAAUCGAAAUGCAAAAUGGAUAUUCGCAUGACCACGAUGACCACCUAAUUGCCAGUCUCAACGGCGAACAGGUGCCGAAAACAACAUUCGGCAGACAACUAAAAGAAGCAACUGAAGAAUUUGCAAGGAUGGCAGCCGAACUGCUAAGGAACCCAGUGUACGCAUCAAUGGUCAUUGGUUGGAUGUUUGGAUCAUACCUGACUGGUGGUUACAGCACGUACUUGCCCAAAUAUAUCGAAACGCAGUUUGGUCGGAGCGCUUCUGCCGCCGAUAUGUACGCCGGAAUAGUCUCAAUUGGCAGUGUGGCAUUUAGCACAGCUCUCGGUGGAUACCUGCUCACCAAAUUUAAUCCAUCUCCGCGAAAAGCGCUGCUUCUUCUGAUUGUCAGUUGGUCAACUAUUGUGGUCACUUACUUGAUCGGAUUGCUGCCUGGUUGUGGCCAUCCAGCAUUCAAGCAGCCCAACACUUUUGCACAGUAA